GCGAGGACCCAAGGGGGAACCUGUCGGUUGGGGUCCUGCUUUUACAUAACGCCCCCACAAUGCUCUUCGCCACCCUCGCCCUGGUCCCUCCAGCACCAAGCUCCUUUCCUGGAGCUGGGAGGCCACCCUCUGCGUUCAGAAAGACUCUGAGGACACAGAGGGGGAGACCUGUGGAAUGCCGAGGAGCUGUGAGAUGAAGUAACAUCACGGCACCCCUCACCACUACUCUGAGCAGGGUUUGAAGAACAGUUAGGGUCCGCAGCAGGACGCUCCAUCAAGCUCUGAGGAAAUGGAGAAGUACAAAGGGACGAGCGGCAGAAUGGCUGGCCCCACCUCAGCGGACAUAAAGAUGAGUAGCUCUGAGGAGGUGUCCUGGAUUUCCUGGUUCUGUGGGCUCCGUGGUAAUGAAUUCUUCUGUGAGGUGGAUGAAGACUACAUCCAGGACAAAUUUAAUCUUACUGGACUCAAUGAGCAGGUGCCUCACUAUCGACAAGCCCUAGACAUGAUCUUGGACCUGGAACCUGAUGAAGAGCUGGAAGACAACCCCAACCAGAGUGACUUGAUUGAGCAGGCGGCCGAGAUGCUCUAUGGGUUGAUCCACGCCCGCUACAUCCUCACCAACCGGGGCAUUGCACAAAUGUUGGAAAAGUACCAGCAAGGAGACUUUGGCUACUGUCCUCGAGUAUACUGUGAGAACCAGCCGAUGCUUCCCAUCGGCCUUUCGGACAUCCCAGGAGAGGCCAUGGUGAAGCUCUACUGCCCCAAGUGCAUGGACGUGUACACACCCAAGUCCUCUAGGCACCACCACACGGAUGGCGCAUACUUCGGCACUGGUUUCCCUCACAUGCUCUUCAUGGUGCAUCCCGAGUACCGGCCCAAGCGGCCGGCCAACCAGUUUGUGCCCAGGCUCUACGGUUUCAAGAUCCAUCCAAUGGCCUACCAGCUGCAGCUCCAAGCCGCCAGCAACUUCAAGAGCCCAGUCAAGACGAUUCGCUGAGUGCCCUCCCACCUCCUCUGCCUGUGACACCACCGUCCCUCCGCUGCCACCCUUUCAGGAAGUCUAUGGUUUUUAGUUUAAAUUAAAGGAAUUGUUACUGUGGUGGGGAUAUGAAAUAAAGGAAGAAAAGGCUA
Messenger RNA from Rattus norvegicus (Norway rat), 1131 nucleotides. RefSeq names its product casein kinase 2 beta (gene Csnk2b). Gene Ontology annotation, cellular component: nucleus; protein kinase CK2 complex. The record is from RefSeq and is a predicted model, not a curated record. NCBI's taxonomy places the organism in Eukaryota, Metazoa, Chordata, Mammalia, Rodentia, Muridae. Gene Ontology annotation, molecular function: protein kinase regulator activity.